Prunus armeniaca (apricot) is the source of this 966-nucleotide messenger RNA. The record is from the annotation of a GenBank genome assembly. NCBI's taxonomy places the organism in Eukaryota, Viridiplantae, Streptophyta, Magnoliopsida, Rosales, Rosaceae.
AUGGCUCGGACCCUCGGAAACAAACCGGGUUUUCACCACCUCCUGACCCGAUUCACAAUCUCACGACGGCCACUGCAAACCCUAGCCUACGAAGAGCUCCGGCACUCCGCUGACCCAGAACCCUACCGCGCCACCGCUUUUGUCCUCCAUGGCCUUCUGGGCUCCGCCAGAAACUGGAGAUCUUUCUCUCGCGCCCUCCUCUCUAAUCUUUCCAACCCAUCUGGUUGGAGAUUGGUGCUUGUGGAUUUGAGGAACCAUGGGAGGUCAGCUGAGAUCGAAGGUCUGAACCCACCUCAUGAUUUGGUCAAUGCGGCCCAAGAUUUGGCUCAUUUGGUUAAGUCUCAAGGUUGGCCAUGGCCGGAUGUUGUUCUUGGCCACUCCAUGGGUGGUAAGGUUGCUCUGCAAUUUGCAGAAAGCUGUGCUCGUGGUCACUAUGGUGGUUCCGCUAAGUUUCCCAAGCAGCUUUGGGUAUUGGAUUCCUUUCCUGGAGAAGUGAUCCGUGAAAACAGUGAUGGGGAAGUUGAGAAAGUUUUGCAGACAUUGCAGAGUCUACCUUCAUCAGUUCCAUCACGAAAGUGGCUUGUGGAUCAUAUGAUUGAACUUGGGUUCUCAAAGUCAUUGUCAGAAUGGAUAGGCACCAACCUCAAAAAACAGGGAGAUCAUGAGACAUGGGCGUUCAAUCUUGACGGUGUUGUCCAGAUGUUCAAGUCUUACCAGGAGAAGUCCUAUUGGCAUCUGUUAGAGCGACCCCCAAAAGAUAUGGAGAUAGAUGUUGUGCGUGCUGAGAACAGUGAUCGUUGGGACCCGGAUGUGAUUCAACGGCUUGAAAGCCUUGCCAAUCGGGAAGGAGAUGGAUCGGAGGGAAAGUUUUCAGUUCAUGUUCUCCCCAAGUCAGGCCAUUGGGUUCACGUGGACAAUCCAAAAGGUCUUCUUGAGAUUGUGGCACCUAGGAUUUCAUCCCUAUGA